Messenger RNA from Formica exsecta, 1026 nucleotides. Its product is annotated as craniofacial development protein 2-like. The record is from RefSeq and is a predicted model, not a curated record. Gene Ontology annotation, molecular function: catalytic activity. The transcript has a single exon. NCBI's taxonomy places the organism in Eukaryota, Metazoa, Arthropoda, Insecta, Hymenoptera, Formicidae. Gene Ontology annotation, biological process: chromatin remodeling. The annotation marks the transcript as partial. Gene Ontology annotation, cellular component: nucleus.
AUUGCUGGAUACAAUAUCCGCACAAUGAGACUUGAAGAACAUCUCUCCAUGCUGGAGGAGGAACUGAACAAGAUCAAGUGGGACGUCAUCGGUUUGAGUGAGACCAGACUGAAGAGCGAAACGGUCACCACCUUGAAAUCUGGACAUGUCCUGUUCCAGAAAAACUCAGAUGUGAAUGCACACGUUGGCGGCGUGGCUCUACUGGUAAAUAAAAAGAUCAAACACCUCGUGACCAAGACCAGAGCGAUAUCGGCGAGGAUACUCUACCUUGUGAUGAAACUGAACAGCAAGUGCAAUAUUCAGGUAAUACAGGCAUAUGCACCCACGUCAGCCUCUACGGACGAAGAACAUGAAAAAUUCUUAGAAGACCUGACAACAGCAAAGAGUGCCGAAAAAACGAGAUUCACUAUAAUGACGGGCGACUUCAACUCAAAAAUUGGACAGAAGACCCAAACGGAUUCUCCGUACAUCGGCACUUUCGGUUUGAAGGAACGAAACCAGCGUGGGCAAGAAAUGAUGAACUUCCUCAGCAAAGAAAAAAUCUACUGCAUGAAUACCUUCUUCAAAAAACAUCCUAAGAGAAAAUGGACAUGGAAAAGCCCAGACAACAGCACCAAAAAUGAAAUUGAUUACGUUCUGGUCACUGAUAAACGCAUUUGUGUUGAUGUGUCAGUCUUGAACCGCUUUGACACUGGCAGCGACCACAGACUGGUGCGGGCCAAGAUACAAGUAAACACUCGCCUAGAGCGAAAAAGGUUAAUGGAGAAGAAAAUACGACCAACUAUGGCUGAGCUAAAGGGGAAGGAAGAAGAGUAUAACACUUACAUCAAGAAAAAGUUUUGUCCAGUCGAGGAUCUGAAAGGAUUGCCGCUCAGGGAGCUGACAAGUAAGAUCACGAGCAGCAUCCGAACUGCCGUGAAACAAGUAUGUUCACUUUGCCCACGGAGAAACCCAAAAAUCAGCCCGGACACUGAGAGACUUAUUGAAGAGAAAUCAACUAAGCCAUUGCAGACAACGUUAACAUGA